CUCGAAGAAAAAGAAAAAGCAAUCAGAGGGGGAUGUGAAGAAACCGCAAGGCAGAUCUUUGGGAGAUGAAGCGAGCUUACACGAUUUAGCAGCUGCUUUAGUUGGGGCAACAUCGCCGAAGGGCGGAAAGAGGAAAUUGUUGAGCGAUAGCGAGGACGAAGGAGUACAUGAGACACUUUAUCUUUGAAUAGGUCAUUGUCUUGUAGUUGCUCGACAGCCACCGCGGUGCCUGAUGAUCUGGGAAAGUGAUAGACGAAUAGACAGGGAGGUUGGUCCUGGUCGCUUCUUGGUAUCAGCACAACAUUUUCUCUACAGGUCAACACAAACUAACGAAGCUUCAGGUGAGAAUCCUCGUUAUUCCUUGAUCACAAUUAGUACCACAACUUCGACCUUACCACAACUUCGACCUUACCACAAGAACUUCGCUUCUGGCGGUUCUUGUCAGCGGAAUGACGUGAAUGAAACCUUACCACCCAAUGAUCUCCACUCGCAACAGACACCGUUCGACAGAGACGGCGACUCGGACGAUGCGUCAGAGGACUCAUCCUCGGACGACGAUGGUUACCC
Messenger RNA from Amoebophrya sp. A25, 567 nucleotides. Lineage: Eukaryota; Dinophyceae; Syndiniales; Amoebophryaceae. The record is from the annotation of a GenBank genome assembly.